CAGAGCCAGUCCUGGGCAAAGCACGGCCGAGACUCCCUCUGCUGCCGCAGACCUCGAUGAAAGCAAAGCCCAGCAGCAGCCAAGCCGCCAGCAUGUCGACCUCCUUGAGGGUGAGCCCUUCCGUCCACGGCUAUCGCUUCGACACGGCCUCGCGGAAGCAAGCAGCGGCCAACAUCUUCGAGAGCCUGGACCAAGAGUCGCUCCAGAAACUUUUUAAAAACUCUGGCGACAAGAAAGCAGAGGAAAGGGCCAAAAUCAUCCUUGCCACAGACCAAGAUUUGGAGGAGAAAGCCCGGGCGCUGAUGGCUUUGAAGCAGAGGACAAGGGACAAACUCUUCCAGUUCCUGAAGUUUGGGAAACACUCCAUUAAAGUCCACUGAAGGCUUCAUCAAAGGCAGGAAUGAACCGAAAAGAAUAUACAACUCUUCAGCCAGAUCCAUCCUUUUCGCAUCACAGUUUCUCCAGCCACUCCGAAACUGACCAGGUGUCAAGCUGGAAAAGACGGUCAUGGAUCUCAUUUUGCACGCCUCGGUGUUAACAGCAAAAAGCUUGCUCGGAGGACUCAAAACUUGCACACUGUAAAAAGCAAGAGAACAAAAGGAGCCAGCCCGUGAGCGAGACUGAGCAGUCCCCCAGUCGCAGGAAUGAAGUGGGGACAGCCACAAAGUCAGACUCAACUUUUCCCAGCCUGCUUGGGCCAGCGAGAGAUGAGAUCAUUUCUCUUCUUAACUUACUGUUUGACAAUCUUUCCUGACACUUGUUUAUUGAAUGUGUAAAGCCUUUCCUAAGUAUCACAGUUGUCUGCUGGAAUGGAAGGGAUUAGAAAGGGAUCAGCGACUGUCUGUUUGCAUUAGUUUGAAAUGCACGGAAUGCACACCAUCCAGGUGUGGAAUCCCCACAAUGCAUCAGGGGAUGAACUUUCUUUUGAAGCCUCGUGAAAGUGAUCCUUGAUGACUGUUACGCAGCAGAAAUGGAUCAUUGAACUAGUUGCACAAACUUUAUUUUUUUGGGGGGAAACCCUGAUUGAACUGUGAAAGCUUCACUAGGAUAUUAGUUCCCAUAGCAAUCAAUACCAUUUUUUUUUUGGCCACAGUUACAAUCCUUGUAAUGAAUUUAACAAGGCAACUAGCUAUUUUAUGUUUAUGAUGAUGCUGUAGUUAUACUGGCAUUAAUUUAUUAAUAUGCUAAUCUAUACGGCAAAUAAAUUAUAAGGGUGGCAUAAA
This is a messenger RNA of Heteronotia binoei (common prickly gecko), 1223 nucleotides long. It is a transcript of the gene TCIM, whose product is annotated as transcriptional and immune response regulator. The transcript has a single exon. Bases 57 to 380 code for a protein of 107 amino acids. Gene Ontology annotation, biological process: negative regulation of Notch signaling pathway; endothelial cell activation involved in immune response. Lineage: Eukaryota; Metazoa; Chordata; Lepidosauria; Squamata; Gekkonidae. The record is from RefSeq and is a predicted model, not a curated record. Gene Ontology annotation, molecular function: Notch binding. Gene Ontology annotation, cellular component: cytosol; nucleus.